This is a messenger RNA of Amyelois transitella, 5315 nucleotides long. Its product is annotated as peroxidasin. Gene Ontology annotation, molecular function: protein binding; heme binding; peroxidase activity. NCBI's taxonomy places the organism in Eukaryota, Metazoa, Arthropoda, Insecta, Lepidoptera, Pyralidae. The coding region runs from base 114 to 4184 and encodes 1356 amino acids. The record is from RefSeq and is a predicted model, not a curated record. Gene Ontology annotation, biological process: response to oxidative stress. The transcript has 7 exons.
GGCUCCGCUGAUCAGUCGCGUCGCUCUCGCAAUCGUCGGCGCCGCACUCGCGCUCCGCUGCUAGCAGCCUGCACUCGUAUGCAGCGGCUGCCGCGACCUCACUCCACCCCACCAUGAAAUCCCCUUAUAUUUUAAAGUUUCUUCUUAUAAACUUUUUUACCUAUGUCUUCGCUGAAUACUCUUGUCCACCAAAAUGCCAGUGUAUCCGAAAUGCGGUACGCUGUCUUCAGCAAGACUUGAUCGCUAUUCCGAAGGUGCCGGCUGAAACUCAUACUUUGGACCUGCGCUUUAAUAAAAUUUACGACAUAGCCCCGGGGAUCUUCAGCCACCUGCAUCGCCUGCGGUCGUUGCUUCUCAAUGACAACCGCCUGCGGGAGCUGCGCUCGGGCUCCUUCCACGGGCUCCAUCGGCUGAAGUACCUCUACCUUUACAGGAACAGAAUCCAGCAUAUCGACGCCGAUGUAUUCCAAGGCUUGACUCGCCUUGAGCAACUGUAUCUGCAUGUAAACGAGAUCCACCAAAUCGAACCUGACACUUUCCACAACCUACCACGGCUGGAAAGAUUGUACUUGCACAACAACCUCCUGAAAGGUUUGCCUCGGGGCUCGUUCCGAGGAAUGCCGAAGUUGCGCAAACUGCGAUUGGAUAGCAACGCGUUGGUAUGCGACUGUUCGAUCCUGUGGUUCGUCAAAAUGAUCACUGAUCACAGCCACAUGGAGGUCGCAGCAACGUGCUAUGGGCCCGCCACCGCCACUGGACUCCCCCUCGCCACUAUGAAGGAGCACGAUAUGCAUUGCCGACAACCGGAGAUCGCGAAGAAUCCUGAAGACAUCAUUGUUAACUUUGGAGAGGAUGCGAUGUUCUCUUGCGUGGCCACUGGGGAUCCCGCUCCAGAAAUCGUUUGGCUGCGAGACUCUGCUGCAUUGCCUCUUGACGCUAACCGUUAUGAAGUCAUGGACAACGGAACCCUUAUGGUGCAUAACGCAGACAUGGAAGAUAUCGGCGACUUUGAGUGUAUGGCUAAGAACCCUGCAGGAGAAGUAAGGUCCAGGCCUGCCAGAAUGAUCAUCCAUACCAAUACAGAAGUUCCCGUUUUUGCCGUUCUCCCUCAAAAACAAACCGCACGAAGUAAUCAGCCGUUCAUUAUAUUUGACUGCGUGGCAAACGGUAACCCGAAACCUCAUGUUGUGUGGUUUUUGAAUGAAGAAAGAUUACUGCUGAAUGAACGGUUCUCCAUCAAAUCCAACGGCUCUCUCGUGAUACAAAACGUUCAAGUCAUAGAUGCGGGAACUUACACUUGUCAAGCGGAAAAUAUAAAUGGAAAAAUUUCUGCAUCGGCUGUUUUGGAAGUUAUGAGUACUCCUGCUUUUCUAACAGUACCUACAGAUAAAACUGUAUCAACUGGAGAAAAAGUUGUAUUCGAAUGUAUUGCCAGGGGUAUGCCAAAACCUAAAAUAUCAUGGUUUCUGAAUACAAUGACUUUGCCUGAAAAUGAUAAUUAUAUCUUGAGUAACGACAGCCAAGUUUUAACGAUACAGGAAGCUACAAUGGAUGAAGAAGGACUAUAUCACUGCAGAGCUGAAAAUUCUGAAGGUUUAUCCGAAAUAUCUGCGACACUUAAAGUAAGAGAAAUAGAACAGACUGCUCCACGUAUUGUAAUGAAACCGGAAAAUACUGAUGCUUUUAAAGGAACGUCAAUACAGUUACCCUGUGAAUCAGAGGGCGAGCCUCCUGCUAAUAUAGAAUGGAGAAAAGACGGCACAAGAGUAAGGCAAGACGACAGAAUUAUUGUUAGUCUGAUAGGCAGUCUUAUAAUAAAUAAUGUUUCAAUUACAGAUAGCGGUCGCUAUGAAUGUUCUGCCGUAAAUGAAUAUGGCCGCGAUACUGUGUCAGUUUUCUUGACAGUAAAAGACCACAUUCUUCCUGGUGAUCAAUAUGUGAACAUAGCUCUGAUUGAAGCCACGAGGGACGUUGAUCUAGCAAUACAAAGAACCGUAGAACAAUUAUUUAACAACAGGAGUAAUACUCAUACCGACAUACAUCGAUUGUAUGCAGUUAGUAAUUUUCCUAAUGCGCCAGCCAGAGAAAUAGCUAGAGCAGCAGAAAUUUACGAACGCACUUUAGAUAAAGUCAAAGGUUUUGUACAAGCUGGACUAAAAAUAACUUCAACGGACCCGUUCAAUUAUGAAUCAGUAUUAUCUAAUGAACACUUAGAAGUAAUUGCAAGGUUGUCUGGUUGUGUAGCCCACAGGGAAAUCAAAGAUUGUUCAGAUAUGUGUUAUCAUAGCAAAUAUCGUAGCUACGAUGGGUCAUGUAAUAACUUUGCUCAUCCUAUGUGGGGAGCUUCAUUAACAGGAUUUAGAAGAAUCUUAUUUCCAAUAUAUGAGAAUGGGUUCAGUCAACCUAUAGGAUGGAACAAAGGACUAAAAUAUAAUGGAUAUGAAUUACCGAGCGCCCGCCUUGUAUCAACCGCAAUUAUUACUACUACAGAAAUUUCAGCCGACGUAGAAAUUACACACAUGACUAUGCAAUGGGGUCAGUGGCUGGAUCAUGAUUUAGACCAUGCUUUACCUUCUGUGAGUUCGGAAACUUGGGAUGGCGUCGACUGCAAAAAGACUUGCGAAUAUGCGGCCCCCUGUUUUCCAAUCGAUGUUCCUUCUGAUGAUCCCCGCAUAAGUAACCGUCGAUGUAUCGAUUUCAUCAGAACAAGUGCAGUUUGUGGAUCCGGCAUGACUUCGGCAUUGUUUGGGAGGUUGCAGCCAAGGGAGCAAAUUAAUCAAUUGACUUCAUUCAUUGAUGCGUCUCAAGUAUAUGGAUUUGAAAAGGCGGUGGCUGAAGAUUUGCGUGAUUUGACUAAUGAAAACGGAUUACUGAGAGUAGGGGCCACAUUUCCAGGCAAAAAGCCACUUUUACCGACAACCGGAAUAAAUGGCAUGGAUUGCAGACGUAAUCUUGAGGAAAGUACGCGAGCAUGUUUUGUUGCUGGUGAUAUUCGCGCUAACGAACAAAUUGGAUUGGCAGCAAUGCAUACUAUUUUUAUGAGAGAACAUAACCGACUCGCUUCCCAAUUAAAAGCAUUAAAUCCGUUUUGGGAUGGUGAUAGGGUUUAUCAAGAAGCAAGAAAGAUAGUUGGUGCAGAAAUUCAGAUGAUCACGUAUGACGACUGGUUGCCCCUCGUUAUUGGUCCUGAAGGACGCAAACAAUUGGGAGAGUACAAAGGGUAUAAUGCAAACUUGAAUCCAUCGAUUUCUAAUGUAUUUGCUACGGCGGCUUUGCGAUUUGGACAUUCAAUGAUCAAUCCUUUACUACAUCGUUAUGACGAAAAUUUUGAAACAAUUUCACAAGGUCACUUACUCCUGCGCCAUGCUUUCUUUUCACCUUGGAGGUUGGUUGACGAAGGAGGAACUGAUCCACUCAUAAGGGGUAUGUUUACGACACCAGCCAAAUUAAAAACUCCAACACAAAACCUGAAUUCGGAACUAACAGAAAAACUAUUUUAUAAUGCCCAUGCAGUCGCUUUAGAUUUAGCUGCUAUCAACAUUCAACGAGGCCGCGAUCAUGGUUUACCGCCAUACACAAAAUGGAGGGAAUUCUGUAAUAUGUCUGAGGUAAAUAACUUCGAUGACUUGAAAAAUGAGAUAUCGGAUAGAGAGGUCAGAGAAAAGUUGAAAAAACUUUACGGCACCGUAGAUAAUAUUGAUGUUUGGGUUGGCGGUAUUUUGGAAGAUCAAGUGGAAGGAGGGAAAGUAGGACCGUUGUUUCGGUGCAUUUUGAUUGAACAAUUCGCGCGAUUAAGGGAUGGUGACAGGUUUUGGUAUGAAAAUCCCACCAUGUUCAAACCCGUGCAACUUGAGCAAAUCAGACAGACGAGUCUGGCGCGGAUUUUAUGUGACAACGGCGAUAAUAUUGAUACGAUUGGAGAAAAUGUCUUCAUAUUACCUGAUGCACAGGACGGCCUCAUUUCAUGCGAUGAUUUGUCUUCGAUAGAGCUCCGAUAUUGGGUAGACUGUGAGAGCUGCGGUGACGACAGAUCCGAGCGGGCAGCACGUCGGCGAAGAGACCUUACCGAUGCAUUGGAUGAUGAUCGUUUCAACCAAAUUAAAGAUUCCCAAGCUGGUCUGUUGAAAACUGUCGAAAUGCUGAAAGAACGACUUGAGUCACUCGAGAAAACAUGUCUCGGCUAAACUUGUAGUUCACAUUUUAAAAUUACUAUAUGCUAUACUAAUCAUUAGUCAAUUUAUCGAAAUCUAAUGCAAUUUAAAGCACCAAUUUUAACAAUUGCAAUUUUAACCGUUCAAGUUAUAAAGAAACAAUUUCAAGUAGGUAUAAUAAAAUAUAAACACAAGAUUGCUAUUUAUUAUAAAUUGGAAAGUAUCUUUACCGAAAUACUUCCCUUGAAAUAAAAAUAAAUCAUAUCUAACUAUAUAUUAUUGAUGUUUAUGUAUGGAAAUUACGUAAAAUGCAACUUAAUCUAGUCUAAAUUAAUGCCUAAGUACUUAUAUGUAGUUUCUACUUCUACCUUUAUAAUGGAAAGAGUUUUGGCAACACUACCUACUUACUACUAUAUUAAGUAAAUACCUAUACCAAUGUCAUUCAUUGUUCAUAAAAUCAUUAAAGAAUAGUAAGUUUUUGUGCGUUUGUAUGUUUAUGCAUGCAUAGUCACUUAUUAAGAGUAUGUUUGUCUGGAUUUAGAGUCACUAGGAAAAGUAUAGGUUUUCGAAAAAAAAAUAAUGAUGUUAGUGUCAAUGAAGCAAUGAAGUAAUUCAAUUGAUUUUUGAAAAACUAUGAGAAAGUAACAUUCUCCUACAAGGUAGUUGCAUGCAUUAUUCCUGUUUGUGACAAGACGAGUGUUAUAAUAAAUAUUAUACUUAGGUCUGUAGUAUUAAAACAUGAUAUAUAAAAUAUUUUAAGAAUAAUAUUAUAAUAAUUAAUAUUAAUCAGAUCUCUGUAAUCUCUAAUACUAUGAAUUAUGAAUAUUUUAACUUGAUUGGGUUAUGAAAGAAACAAGGAUUUAAUAUUUUCAAAAACAUUACCUAUUGGCAUUUAUUUUUAAAUUGAUUUCGUGAAGAUAAGUUAGUAUUGUAUUCAAAUAAUAUAAAAAUAAAAUAAAUACUUUUCAUUCAAUAACAUUCUGUAAGCCCCUUUAAACAAGUCUAGUUGUUCCUAGAUAAACUUAGUGACUUAAUUAGAAAUUUAAGCAAUUUGAACAGUUCUCAGUGUAUCUGACACUUUCGAGUUUUAAUAGUAGAAAGUAGAACUAAGAAACUUCUUGAUGUAUUUUAACUUCUUGGUGUUCAAUAAAGAGAAAAAAACAA